GGUAGGGUUAGGGUAGGGGUAAGGUGGGGGGAGGGUAGGGUUAGCGUUAGCGGUAGGGUAGGAGUAAGGUAGGGGUAGGGUAGGGUAGGGUUAGGUAGGUUUACGAGCAGGGUAAGGUAGAGGUAGAAAAGUUUACAUAAAUUUUUACGCGGACGAAGUCGCGGGCGUCCGCUAGUGUAAGUAUAUACUCGUGCUAAAUUACAUCUUUCUAGUAGUAAUAGUCUCUGCGCUAAACCGCGGACAGACAGUCAAAGCGAAAAUACAAGGGUUCCUUGUAGGCUUCGGAACCCUAACUAGUGACGCCCGUGAGAUCCCAUUAAGGAGCCAACAGCUUUUACACAAUCUGAAAAAAGAUAUACGAGUAUAUACUAUUAUGUUUCAGGUACUUGUAAUAUUUACACUGUUCUGGACCGCUCUAACAUGGGGGUUUCAACAAGGACAAAUAACGGGCAUGAUCUCAGCUUUGCAGAAACAUGACGAAAGCAUUACAUUCAAUGAGGGACAAAUAUUUUUAAUAGUGGCAUUACCGUCCCUUUGCUGUGUAUUUGGAAUCUUAUAUGUCGCUGUGUUGGACGAAAAACUUGGAAGAAGAUGGUGUCUGAUAGCGGGAUGUACACCAUCUUUCGUAAAUUGGUUAAUACUUUACUAUGCGAGUACAUUCACUUCCUUCGUGUUAUCGAGAUUUCUGGCUGGUAUUUCUUCGGGAUCAUUGUGGCUAUUAACUAUGUCUGCCACAACAGAAUAUACGUUAACUAAAUCUAGAGGAUUGUUUCUCAGUAUUGUAUUAGUACUAUUACCAGCAUUUGGUACAGCAUUGGGUCAUAUACUUGGAAUAUUGUAUCACUGGAGAACUUUAGCCCUUGUGGGAAUAAUUACAACGGCGAUCACUGUUAUUAUGCCAUACUUCUGCGUGGAAAGUCCGCAUUGGCUGGCUUCGAGAGGCCGGUUCGAGGAAUGUGAGCGUUCGUUUAGAAAACUUCACGGUAGUGACGCCAGCACUGAACAUGAGCUUCAACUGUUAAUAAAGUUAGAGUACAACAAACAGCAAGCAGCCGACAAAAUGAAUUCAAAGCACGUGUUACAGAAACUUAUGUUGGCGGCUAAGGAAAAAUAUUUUUGGAAAUUGAUGUUUAUGUCUAUCGUCGUAUACAUUUACUAUUCGGCGGCUGGGAAAGUCGUAUUUAGCAAUUUAGCAACUGUUAUGCUGGGGGAAAUCACCGGCACAUCUGAUGUUUUAAUAUACACGCUCGUAGUGGACGGUUUCAUUUUUAUAGGAACGUGUAUUUCGUGCGUAUUAAUUAAGAAGAUGCCGAUUCGUGUGUUGCUGUUCUCGUCAGGGUUGGCUGCUAAUGUGAUAUUGAUAACUUUGAGCGCGUGUCUCUAUUUCAAAAGCACUGAAGGCUACUUUCAAUGGAUCAACGUAAUACUACUGGCGCUGUAUUUCAUCGUGACAAACGCUGGCCCCUACCCUGUUAUGGAGGUCCUCUUAGGAGAAAUGUUUCCCGUGGAACUGAAAUUGUAUUGCUUUUUGUUAUCAUCACCAAUAGGAGUAAUUGGGACUUUUGUUUGUAUAAUAACAUUGCCCGGCAUAGUCGGUGUUAUGGGGUAUUACGGUUUGUUUUUAUUGAACUCAGCCGUCAUGUUCGGCUGUCUUGCUUACCUUUAUGUAUACAUGCCAGAAACAAAAGGGAGGACGAUGCAGGAGAUAGAAAUAUACUUUAAGACAAACAGUUUUGAGAUCGAUAAAAUAUUGAAUACUAAUGAACAGAAUAAGGUCCUUAUCUAAUGCUCAAUAAUUCGUUGUGACACGCAAAAGUUAAGUGACCAGUGUAGUAGUUACGAUUAUUAAGUUUUAUUUAUGGAUGAAUCAAUAAAAACGUCUAUUAUUACCUAUGCAUAUGAUUUUUUCUAUAUUAUUAUCUACCUUUCUUUCCUUUCCGGCUGGAUAAAUAAUAAUCAUUUAUAAAUAUAUAUAUUUAGAAACCUUAUAUAUUUAAACUUGAAC
Molecule: messenger RNA, 2005 nt
Organism: Bicyclus anynana (squinting bush brown)
Lineage: Eukaryota; Metazoa; Arthropoda; Insecta; Lepidoptera; Nymphalidae
Product: facilitated trehalose transporter Tret1-like
Exons: 2
Coding region: 374-1786 (470 amino acids)
Biological process (GO): transmembrane transport
Cellular component (GO): membrane
Molecular function (GO): transmembrane transporter activity
Source: RefSeq, a predicted model, not a curated record